CCGUUGGUUGAGCGCCAGGCUAUACAGAAAAUGUAAAAAAAACACACUCGACAUCGAAAUUUGUUGUUGCCAUAAAAAUAAAAGACAAUAAUCUCUUAAUUUCUCUAGCAGCAGACUGCUCGAGUUAAUAGACCAACAUUCUCUCGGGAGAAUACGACGGUUGAGCUAAUCUAAAUUUGGAUUGAUACCCCUCGAAGCGCAAACUGACGAUAUGGAAUCAUCUUUCUGUGAUCACACCGAGAUACGACACGACGGACGGGAACCAGUGGUAAAAUUUCGCCGGGGAGCAUCGAAUGCAAGUGACGGUGGUGCAGAUCGGGAGAGUUACGAAGAUGUUGAUCUAGGUACCGGGGGAACGGACGGUGGGUCAACGGGGCGAUUGCGCCGAAACACGGCCGAGUUGGCCAGUGGAUUCGGUAGCAUAGUCGGUGGUGUUGGGGAAGUGGAUGCAGACGCGUUAGGAUUGUGUGAAGAUGAGUUUACUGUGGAGCAGGCAGUGGAAGCAAUUGGCUUUGGAUGGUUCCAGAUUAAGAUAUCGGCACUCGUAGGAUUUUGCUGGAUGGCGGAUGCAAUAGAAAUGAUGCUCUUAAGUAUUAUUUCUCCGGAGCUGAGAUGUUUGUGGAAUCUUGAACGUUGGCAGGAAGCCCUUAUCACCACCGUUGUCUUCAUUGGAAUGUUCACCAGCUCCACGCUGUGGGGGAAAAUGUGUGACAAGUACGGAAGAAGAACGGGUUUAAUCGCCUGUACCACUUGGCUGUUUUAUCACGGUCUACUCAGCAGCUUUGCUCCGACGUACGUCUGGAUUCUCAUCUUGAGAGGUUUGGUGGGUUUUGGGAUUGGCGGUGUUCCUCAAUCAAUAACACUGUAUACUGAGUUUCUGCCUUCCAAGACCAGAGGAAUGUGUGUGGUGUUUACUGCAGUCUUUUGGGCUUUUGGUACUGUUGUAGAGGUCCUCCUAGCUCUCAUUGUCAUGCCAACGCUGGGAUGGCAUUAUCUUCUGCUUUUCUCAGCUUUUCCAGUUUUAAUCUUCGUCUUAAGUUGUAAGUGGUUACCGGAGAGUGCCCGGUACUACGUAGCAUGUGGUAACCAGCAGAAGGCUCAUGAAAUUCUGAAAGCGGUUGCCUUGGCGAAUAACAAACCUAUGCCACUCGGUAAACUCAAGAUUGAAGAAGUGCCGGUUAAGAGAGGUUCCUAUGCGGAUCUCUUCAAAACCAAAGAGAUGGGAAUAACGACCGUACUACUGCUGUUCAUUUGGUUUGCGAAUGCUUUCGCUUACUAUGGAAUUGUCUUGAUGAGCACGGAGCUGUUUGCAACCGGAAAUACUUGUUCCUCGGAAGGCCAAUCUCAAAAGCAACUUGAAUGCUUCGAUGCCUGCAAAUCCCUGACAACUAACGAUUACGUACUUCUCUUGUGGACUACACUAGCCGAGUUUCCUGGUAUCAUCCUCACAUUCGUCAUCAUCGAGAAGUUGGGCAGAAAGAAGACAAUGGCAGUAGAGUUCCUGUUUUUUGCAAUUUUUGUGUUUCUACUUUUCAUUUGCUCGUCAAUGACGUUAAUGACUGUCUUCCUGUUUGCAGCUAGAGGGUUUAUAUCAGGGGCAUUCCAAGCAGCUUAUGUCUACACACCUGAGGUUUACCCCACAGCCACCAGAGCCUUGGGUGUAGGAUCCUGCAGUGCCAUGGCUCGGAUUGGAGCUCUCUUGACUCCAUUCGUGGCCCAGGUCAUGUUGGGCGUGUCUCCUCAUCUGGCUAUAUCCAUCUAUGGAGGCGUGGCAUUAGUUGCUGUGAUUGCUUGCUUGGCACUACCUGUGGAAACAAAGGGCCGAGAAAUGCAGACUGUUGCCACCAAAUCAAAACCAAAGAGUGCAACAUCCGAGGCGGGCACGUCAAGGUGAUGUUUUCGUGCAAUAAAAGUGUGUGUUUGUCGUUUAUGUUAACUUGUUCUCUGAACUCACAAUGUGUAACGUAGCCAUACAAUUUUAAAUGUAAUUGUUCAUUUAGUUGUGGAAUUAUGGAUCAAAUUAGGUUUUUGCC
Molecule: messenger RNA, 2033 nt
Organism: Patiria miniata (bat star)
Lineage: Eukaryota; Metazoa; Echinodermata; Asteroidea; Valvatida; Asterinidae
Gene: svop
Product: synaptic vesicle 2-related protein-like
Exons: 17
Coding region: 212-1894 (560 amino acids)
Biological process (GO): transmembrane transport
Cellular component (GO): membrane
Molecular function (GO): transmembrane transporter activity
Source: RefSeq, a predicted model, not a curated record